AUGAGCAAUAGUACAGAUAAUACUGCUGCAAUGAAACUGAAUUCUUUAGUGCUGUACCGUGUGCAAGAUAUAGAUCUCUUAAUCACAUUAUUUAUUCUUCAAGGUUACGAGUGCCCAUGCAAUUAUAAUCCGGCCGAUUUCCUGGUGGGGACUCUAGCUAUCGCGUCCGGUGACGCGGACGGUAGCGGCAGGGUGGCGCAGAAGAUCUGCGACGCGUUUCUCACGAGCGAAGCCUGCAACGAGAUCGAUGUUACAUUGGAACAGGAACUGGAUUCCGCUCGCUUGCAGUGCCACAUCGAGGAAAAUAUUUGCGAGUCGCGCACUUUCGUGGAACCGCACUGCUGGUUGCGGCUUUAUUGGCUAAUCCAUCGCGGAUUCUUGCAAGUUCUGCGGGACCCAUCGGUGCAAUUCAUCAGGCUACUGCAGAAAAUAAGCAUCGCGACGACAGCUGGUCUGUGUUUCGUAGGCGCCGUCGAUCUCGAUCAAUUGGGCAUUCAGGCGGUGGACGGUGUCAUAUACCUUCUGGUGUGCGAAAACGCGUUCUUCCCCAUGUACGCGACCUUGGCGCUGAUCCCGCAGGAACUGCCGCUUCUACUUCGAGAGUACAAGGCGGGCAUGUACUCCAUCCAUCUUUACUACCUGGCGCGAAUGCUAUCGCUG
Wasmannia auropunctata (little fire ant) is the source of this 660-nucleotide messenger RNA. Its product is annotated as protein scarlet-like. The record is from RefSeq and is a predicted model, not a curated record. The annotation marks the transcript as partial. Gene Ontology annotation, molecular function: ABC-type transporter activity. Gene Ontology annotation, cellular component: plasma membrane. NCBI's taxonomy places the organism in Eukaryota, Metazoa, Arthropoda, Insecta, Hymenoptera, Formicidae. The transcript is spliced from 5 exons.